Molecule: messenger RNA, 1350 nt
Organism: Arachis stenosperma
Lineage: Eukaryota; Viridiplantae; Streptophyta; Magnoliopsida; Fabales; Fabaceae
Product: pentatricopeptide repeat-containing protein At5g15280, mitochondrial-like
Exons: 1
Coding region: 1-1350 (449 amino acids)
Molecular function (GO): protein binding
Source: RefSeq, a predicted model, not a curated record
AUGGGUUUCAAGAAUCUCUUGUGCUCUUAUGAGGUCAUGGCAUCAUUGCUUGUGCAGGUUGGGAUGCUUAGAGAAGCUGAUGGCUUGUUAUUUGAAUUGGAGGGUGAAGGAAUUUCAUUGGAAAAUCAUGAGAUUUUCAAUUAUCUGAUUAAAGGGUAUGUUGACAUGAAAGAAUUAGAAAGGUCUUUUUUUGUGUAUGAUUUUAUGAGGGGUCGCGGUAUGAUUCCUUUGCGGUUGUGUUACCAUGUUCUUGUUAAUCUUUUGGUGAGAAUGAAGAGAACAGAGCUUGCAUUCAGGGUUUCAGUUGAUAUGCUGGAUUUCUGUGGCAAAUUGAAUUGUGCUGAGGCGAAAACGUUGGAGAAUUUGGUGAUGCUAAUUUGUGGCAAUAGAAAGAUUCUGGAAGCAAGGAACAUUGUCAAGAAGGUGUUGCCUUUCAAUCCUGAGGUUAGUAGCUUCGUUUUCGAUGAGAUUGCUUUUGCAUACUAUGAGAAAAAGGACUUCAAUGAUUUGCUUAGUUUCUUUGUCGAAGUAAAGCGUGUCCCGAGUGUAGUGGCUGCCAAUAGAGUUAUAAAUUCUUUGUGCAGCAGCUAUAAUGUAAAAAUGGCAGGAUUUUUUAUGCAAGAACUUGAAAACAUAGGCUUUAAACUUGAUGAAGUAACAUAUGGGAUAUUAAUUGGUUGGAGUUGUCGCGAAGGGAACAUGAAAAACUCUAUGAAUUAUUUGUCUCUUAUGCUAUCAGAAGGCUUGGUGCCGCGCAUAUAUACUUAUAACGCUCUUAUAAGCGGGUUGUUUAAAGUAGGCCUGUUAGAGCAUGCUCGUCACAUUCUUAAUGAGAUGAUGGAUAGGGGGACGCCGCCUGAUAUUUCCACCUUCAGAGUACUUAUAACGGUGUAUUGUAGGUCUAGACGGUUUGAUCUAGUGAAAAUUUUGAUUCAUGAGAUGGAUAGUGGUGGUUUUAUUGAACUUUCGUCAAUGGAGAAUCCACUUUCCAGGGCAUUUACCGUUUUGGGAUUUAACCCUUUGAACAUGAGGUUGAAACGAGACAAUGACAGGAAACUUUCAAAUACAGAGUUCUAUGAUGAUAUUGGAAAUGGACUUUACUUGGAUACAGAUGUUGAUGAGUAUGAGAACCACAUUGCUCACAUUCUUGAAGAAUCUAUGGUACCCAAAUUUAGUUCAUCUUUCAGGAAGGAGUGUAGCAAUAAUAACUUGAAAAGGGCAUUGGUUUUGGUUGAAGAAAUGCUUCGUUGGGGACAAGAGUUGUUGCUGCCAGACUUUUCAAUGUUAGUGAAACAACUUUGUUCAUCUCAAAGAGAAGAGAACAAAAUUGAAGAGAAGAGAACAGAGUGA